Leptosia nina is the source of this 399-nucleotide messenger RNA. The record is from the annotation of a GenBank genome assembly. NCBI's taxonomy places the organism in Eukaryota, Metazoa, Arthropoda, Insecta, Lepidoptera, Pieridae.
AUGAAAAAAGCGUCUAAUGAGUUUGAAGCCGAGAGGCAAUUCAUAAGCGUGGAGUAUUUCAGAACUGGCUCCAUUCGAGAUGACAUUGAACUAAUCGACAAUAGCUCUCCCAUUUCCCUUCCCCCCCAUUCGCACUUAACGUUGCGUCGGUGUGGGUGCGCCGUACGCACGCACGGCCGCGAGUGUGCGCGCCGCGGCGGCAUAAAUAGCGCCCCGCGCCGGAAAAGCCAGCAUUGGCCUCCCGUCUCUCGCGGCGGAGGUCGUGUCGCGAGCACGAUCGAAGACUAUUCAGAGCGCCCUCAACAAAGGCCUCCAUAUCGCGAGGCAAAUCUUAGAGAAGAAGAAAUAACACAAAAGAUCUUCCCUCUCUCUCGGGGCGAUUGUGCUCAAGUGAGAUGA